Molecule: messenger RNA, 3751 nt
Organism: Lemur catta (Ring-tailed lemur)
Lineage: Eukaryota; Metazoa; Chordata; Mammalia; Primates; Lemuridae
Gene: PAH
Product: phenylalanine hydroxylase
Exons: 13
Coding region: 250-1608 (452 amino acids)
Biological process (GO): L-tyrosine biosynthetic process; L-phenylalanine catabolic process
Molecular function (GO): phenylalanine 4-monooxygenase activity; iron ion binding
Source: RefSeq, a predicted model, not a curated record
GCCAGGGCAGGUGACUCUGAGCAGGAGGUGGGCUGCCCUCGCCCACUGCGUCAGAACGACGCCCACCAGGAGGUUACUGUGGGGCACACGCAGCAGGAGACACCCCUUGGAACCUCUCCUCUCCUCCCUAAUGCCAGGUUAAAACCCUCAACCCCACGUGCUGUUUGCAAACCUACCAGCUACUGACGGACUGACGCCCUGCAGCUAGAGACCUCACUCUAGAGCUGAGACCUCAAUCGCCCAGCCAGCAUGUCAGCUGUGGUCCUGGAGAACGGAGGCUUCGGCAGGAAACUCUCCGACUUCGGACAGGAAACAAGCUAUAUUGAAGACAACUCCAAUCAAAGUGGUGCUGUAUCCCUGAUCUUCUCGCUCAAAGAAGAAGUUGGUGCACUGGCUAAAGUCUUGCGUUUAUUUGAGGAGAAUAAUAUAAACCUGACCCACAUUGAAUCUAGACCUUCUCGUUUAAAGAAAGAUGAGUAUGAGUUUUUCACCCAUCUGGAUAAACAAAGUGUGCCUGCCCUGGCUAACAUCAUCAAGAUCUUGAGGCACGACAUUGGCGCCACGGUCCACGAGCUUUCCCGAGAUAAGAAGAAAGACACAGUGCCCUGGUUCCCAAGAACCAUCCAAGAGCUGGACAGAUUUGCCAACCAGAUUCUCAGCUAUGGAGCGGAACUGGAUGCAGACCACCCGGGUUUUACAGAUCCUGUGUACCGAGGAAGACGGAAGCAGUUUGCUGAUAUUGCUUACAACUACCGCCAUGGGCAGCCCAUCCCUCGAGUGGAAUACACGGAGGAAGAAAAGAAAACAUGGGGUACAGUGUUCAGGACUCUGAAGUCUUUGUACAAAACCCACGCUUGCUACGAGCACAAUCACAUUUUUCCACUUCUGGAAAAGUACUGUGGCUUCCACGAAGAUAACAUUCCCCAGCUGGAAGAUGUUUCUCAAUUCCUGCAAUCUUGCACUGGUUUCCGCCUCCGACCUGUGGCUGGCCUGCUUUCCUCUCGGGAUUUCUUGGGUGGCCUGGCCUUCCGAGUCUUCCACUGCACACAGUACAUCAGACAUGGAUCCAAGCCCAUGUACACACCCGAACCUGACAUCUGCCAUGAACUGUUGGGACACGUGCCCUUGUUUUCAGAUCGCAGCUUUGCCCAGUUUUCCCAGGAAAUUGGCCUUGCCUCUCUGGGUGCGCCUGAUGAGUACAUUGAGAAACUCGCCACAAUUUAUUGGUUUACCGUGGAGUUUGGCCUCUGCAAACAAGGAGACUCCAUAAAGGCAUAUGGUGCUGGGCUCCUGUCAUCCUUUGGUGAAUUACAGUACUGCUUAUCAGACAAGCCGCAGCUCUUGCCGCUGGAGCUGGAGAAGACAGCCGUCCAAAACUACACCGUCACGGAGUUCCAGCCCCUGUAUUAUGUGGCUGAGAGUUUCAAUGAUGCCAAAGAGAAAGUGAGGAACUUUGCUGCCACAAUCCCUCGGCCCUUCUCAGUUCGUUAUGACCCCUACACCCAAAGGAUUGAGGUCUUGGACAAUGUCCAGCAGCUUACGAUUUUGGCCGACUCCAUCAACAGUGAAUUUGGAAUCCUUUGCAGUGCCCUCCAGAAAAUAAAGUGAAGCCAUGGGCAGAACUUGAUCUGUCAAAAGAGAAUCUGUUGCUGGGAAUCCAGCUACUUCUUUCAUCAGAAAAAAAGUCUGAUAAGGACAUGUUAAUUUGAAAUAACAACCUUAAAUCCUUUUGGAACAAGACAGGGAAUUAACAAAUAAAUCAAAAUAAUCUGAAAUGACAGUAUAUUAAAACAUACCCAAAACAUAAUGGUAGAUCUUUUGGGGUCAUCUUUGAUUUAGAGAAGAUAAUUCCAGACUUGUAGUUGAGUUAAAUCAAUAAUCUGUCACAUUUCAUGAGAUUAAUUAAAAUUGAGACCUACUUCAUUCAAGCUUCAUAUAUGCUUUUGUUACUUGUCAUAGAGAACUCAUAAAAGAGUAUAUAUGGGUAAAUGUAAAACAAAAGGCUGUCAUUAGAAUUGUAUUAUUGGAUUUAAUACAAAUCUUGACCUACAAGGUUCAUUUUCUAUUUGAGUUAACUAUGAUUCCAGUUAUUGCUUUGCUAUUGUGUCUAUGUAGAUCUCCUUUAAUUCAGGAGCCCAAUUAAAAUAGUUACAAACAUUUUCUAUAGCAUUAUAUAGAAACAUUUUUGUAUUUUUUUUGUAAUCACAAAUACUGCUGUAUAAGGUAAUGGAACUCCUCACCUAAUCCCCACGAUUUCCAGGAUUGUUUUCCAGUUGAUUGUCAAAUCUGUUCUAGGGGACAGAUUAUGAUGCAGCAGAUGUUGACUAAAGGCCUGCUGGUUGAUACUCAGUAAAUAUUCCUUGAAUAAAUUAGUGAAUAUAUUUUUUUAAAAAAAAUUCACUAUAAAAGUGAGAGUUUUAUUUGUGUUAGAAAAAACAUUAGUAGUUACAAAUUUUUGCAGUUUCAAAUAUUUCCUGGAAUGAAAUAUUCCUCUCUUUGCCUUAGAAAUACAUUAGCUGGAUAAUGUUGAAACACGAAGGAAUGAUCAGAGGCUCCGAUUUCCAUUGCAGGGUCUCAUUGUGAUAAUCAAAGUCAUGACCAGACAGUCAAAGGACUUUGAUUUUUGUGAAUUGUGCAUUAUACAUGAACAUAUGAAUAUCUAAGAAGCAGUGGGGAUAAUAAUAAUGUCUUUAAGGGUGUGAUUUGAAACUUUUACACUACUUUAGAUUUUACUUUGGAAAUAGUUAAGUCAUAAAGGAUUUGCAUAGUGUCUCUUCAAGUGUAGUUCUCAGACCAGCUGUGGCAUCAUCCACAGCAAAUUCUAGGCACCAUCACAGCUCUACCUGAUUAGAAUCUCUGGGGUUGGGUCCUGAGACCUGCAUUUUUAAGUACCCCAGUGUUAUUAGUUUUAUAUUCACAGCCAAAUAUACGGGGUACCUUAAGUUUGAAAAAACUUAACUUCUGACAGCCUGCCACUUGCCAAUGAUGUUGACAUGGAUAAAUCACUUCCCUUCUUUAGAUCUCAGUUUCACUCUAACAAUGAGGGAGUUAAACUAUGUAAACCAUGGUCCUUUCCAGCCUUGAAAUAUGAUUCAAAUGCUCAUAUGUGUCUUCAAAUAGCUGUCCCUGAUCCACUAAUGGGGUGUAAUAAGAACUACCUAACUAUACACUGGGAGGAAAGAGUAAUUUAGUCUGAAUGUGUCUAGGGUCUCAUUGCUUUGAAGUUAGAAUUUUCAUGUCUGUAUCUAUUUUCUCAUGCCUUUGUAAAACCUAGUGAUUUUAAAAGUAGAAAUGGACUUUUCUCCUCUGGCCUUCCCCUAGACACAAAACAUUCUGCAAAUAGGCUAUUUUGAUGUUUCCUUAUUUCACACUAAAAGUAAAUUAUUUACUCUGGAACUUAAAUAUGAAAUAGUACUUCAGAAUGAUAGUGAUUUUUGAACAGUGAUUUUUAGUCCUAGUAAAAAUAUUUUAAUGUUAAAGUUUAGGGGUAAGCUGUGAUUUUCACAGAAAGAAAUUAAAUUCUGGAUGGAAGAUAACCUUUGCAUUUUUGGUGAUGUGCUACUCAGUUCUUAGCUCUUUUUAUCCAGAUAUAAAAGCCCAGUCUAUAGCAAUGGGAUUCAGCACAUUUCCAAUGUGUUAUUAUUAUUAUUUGUUUAAUUUCUAGUAAAUGAAGUAUUUUGGAAACAAUAGUAAUGUUCUACUGAUGGAUGAUCCUGCUGUGUACAAUCAAAAUAAAUGCAUAUAAAAAUUA